UGUGAAUCUAUCGCUCCUUCAUCGCCAGGAAACACAGAUUAUGGGGUUGUGCGCGAUUUCAGAACACGUGGAGAGCUUAUUGGCGAGGCCGGCGUUUGCUGCGUGCGCGUCCUGGCUGUGAUGGAGGUUUGUGGCUGUGGUGCAUCGCUGGGAAUGAGUGAGAGGUGCAGAGGAGGAGAUCAUCAAUGAAGACACCAAGGGCUCGUUUGGACAAGGUCAGAGUGUAGCCUGGGUGAGAUUAUGUCCAUGUGGAGACGACAAGGACGGACUUUUACGCUUCCUCCGUGGGGAAAGGGUCGCUCGGGGAUGUCUCAUCCUGGAAAAAAACAAGAGUUUGUGUCUCUGUGUUGGAUCGCAGAGGCAGAGAAAAUCCCUCCAUCUGCGUGAUCAUGGCUGGGAUUAAUUUCUGAUCACCUCCACGCUGUAUGGAGAUAAAGUUUGUGCGCUCUGCAUGAUCCGCUCGGUGUAAUCUCGCGCAGUUGAAGCCAGUUAAGGUGAUUCUGCGGGAUUGAAAUUCCUCCAGAGCAGCAGCAGUGAAGCAGCAGCAGUGAGGCAUCCAGCUGUGAGUGUCUCUGCUCGGUCACAUCUCGUGGUUGUCGUCGCCGCUGUCCAUGGUGCUGAACCCGAGCUCCAGGAAUGGUGGAGACGCUGAGUAUCGCAGUCAUCGGUGCUCCCGGAGUGGGGAAAACUUCUAUAAUCCGCCAGUUCAUCUAUAACGAUUUCUCGGAGGUGUACACGCCGACCAGGACCAGAUAUGUGUACAGACCCUCCGUCAUCCUUAACGGAAACAUGUACGAGCUCAAGGUUUUGGACGUCCCGCCAAUCUCCUCCUUUCCAUCCAGCUCCAGCCAGGAGUGGCUGGAUCUGCGCUGCAGAGGAGUUCGCAACGCCAACGCCUACAUCCUGGUGUAUGACAUCUGCUGCGUGGAGAGCUUUGAAUACGUCAAGAUGAUCAGACAGCAGAUAGUCGAGCACAGGGAAGGCAGCAGCAGUGAGGUGCCGAUCCUGGUGGUUGGUAACAAGAGAGAUCUGCAGCGACAGCGUUUCAUGCCCCGCAGGGCUGUGUCAGUGCUGGUGAAGAAGACGUGGAAGUGCGGCUAUGUCGAAUGCUCGGCAAAGUUCAACUGGCAUGUCGUCCUGCUCUUCAAAGAGCUGCUGGGCAUCGCUGUGGCACGGGGCAUGAGACAGAAUCACACCUCCAUCCGUCUGCAGGGGGCGCUACAGAGGAACCGGUGCACGAUUAUGUGACCCUGAGAGCCCCUCCACCCCUUCUCUUACCUUCUGUGAGGAGCGGCAGUGGAUAUAAGGACUUUUAUCUCAAUGGCUGGAAAAAUACCCCGUGGCCUCCUGCUUUACUGAGCUGAUUUUUCAUAAUGAGGUUUAUUAGACUCUUGCGCUGUAAAGACACUAAAACUUCACACAUGGUCAU
Molecule: messenger RNA, 1429 nt
Organism: Cheilinus undulatus (humphead wrasse)
Lineage: Eukaryota; Metazoa; Chordata; Actinopteri; Labriformes; Labridae
Gene: rasl10a
Product: RAS-like, family 10, member A
Exons: 3
Coding region: 637-1248 (203 amino acids)
Molecular function (GO): GTPase activity; GTP binding
Source: RefSeq, a predicted model, not a curated record